Messenger RNA from Cavia porcellus (domestic guinea pig), 351 nucleotides. Its product is annotated as testis development-related protein-like. The record is from RefSeq and is a predicted model, not a curated record. Gene Ontology annotation, biological process: spermatogenesis. NCBI's taxonomy places the organism in Eukaryota, Metazoa, Chordata, Mammalia, Rodentia, Caviidae. Bases 1 to 351 code for a protein of 116 amino acids. Gene Ontology annotation, cellular component: nucleus; cytosol. The transcript is spliced from 2 exons.
AUGGAUGAACGAUUUAUGAAGAACUGCAAAACCUCAGAGUUAAAGUAUUCACCUAUUUCUCAGAUGGAAAGACUGAGAUCGGAACACACAAGUAAGAAACCAGAUGAGAUUGAAGAUUGGGAAACUCUAAGACUUGCUUUUGAAGAUGUGGCAGCUGAUACAAGGGACACUUUGAGUGACUGCCAGAGCUGGUCAGGUUGGGAGGGUGAUGCAAAAGGUUCCAACAUGUACAUGAGCCUGUUCAGCUCUGCAGCUAAUUCCUACAGAAGUCUGCAGUCAGCAGAGAAGCUGAUUAGCAUCCGGCAGCAGAGCAAGGGUCACCUGACAGACACCCAGGAGAAGGUAGAAUGA